UACUAGUAACAAAUAGGUGUAAUGCAGUGGUGCUUCACGGACACAACUGAGAUUGUUUAAUUCAUCACAGCUGCCCAGGCCACCCUCACCUGGCAAUCAGCACACCAGGUGUGGCCUUAUCCACCACUCUGCAAGACAGGGGUAACCCUCUGCCUGCCAAGCCCAGGAUGGGUCUGUACUCCCUAUAACCUUUCAGACUGGCUCCUUGCCUCCUCCUGGAUUUGUGUAUAGUAUUGAGGGGGGAACCAUUUCCAAGUCUAUUUUGCAGCUUGGAUCCUGCUUGUCCCCUGCAGACUGAUCCUUUUCUAAGUGGUACAAUUCCACGUGCUUGAAUUGCUUGGAGGAAGAAGUUGGCUGCCUCGAGGCUCUGUUGUCUCUGCAAGCCCUGUAGACUCCACAGAGAGAGAUGGCCAGGAGCUCACAAGCCCAUAGGUGCUUUUGCAAACCAAGUACUCAAACUGUUUCCUGGAACACUGCAUCACCCACUUCUUUUGCUGACUGAAAUGCCCUAGGCUGCUGCAGUGUCAUUGCUGAACUGUCUCUUCCUCCUGAGAGUCACCUAAGCCUCUUCCGUCCUAUCAGCUGUGCCUCUAUCUGCAAGCUUGAAUUAAUUUGUAUCCAUGUGGCUUCGGGCUGCGAACGCUGCAGCUCAGCUGGUGAAGUACAGCUCCUCUCUCUGAGAAGGGUGGCCAGCCAAAGUAUGGAGGCUUCUUCCCAAGUCUUUAGAGCCACCAGCUUUCAUCCUGUCACGAAUGCCAGCACAGAGUUCCAGCCACAGGUGCUGCCCCUUGUCAUCCCCAUCCUGCUGAGCAUUCUAUUCUUGGCCUGCCUCGUUCUGAACAGCACCAGUCUGUGGAUAUUCUGGUUCCAUAUCAAGCAGUGGAAUUCUAGUGUAAUCCUCCAAUUCAACCUAGUCUUAACGGAUGCGUUUCUUAUUCCCAUCGUGCCGCUGAUCGUUGCCUAUUUCAGCCUGGACAACAGCUGGCUAUUUGGUCAGUUCCUCUGCCGGCUCAAAAUCUUCAUCCUCAGCACCCACUUGUAUGGCAGCAUCUACUUCCUGAGGCUCAUCAGCAUUCACAGGUACCUUGCUGUCGUUCACUACAGCUCCAGGACCCUUUGGAAGAAGUCCUUCCUGAAAAAGCUCAGCUUGUUCGUAUGGUUUCUCCUAAGCAUCCAAGGGCUGCCCUUGUUCAUUGUCCUCAAGACUUCAUCAGUCAAUGGCUCUGUGAAAUGCAUGAGUAUCCAUCAAUCGGAGUUCUCCUCUCUUUACGUGUACUACAAUAUCUUCCUGGUGACGGUCAACUUCCUGCUCCUCUUUGGCAUCUCCUUGACUUGCUAUGCCUUGCUGGGAGCUACCAUUGCUAAAAUGAACAGUACAAGCCUCUGGGGCAGGGUGAUGAAAACGAAGUCCUUACAGAUGAUAAUGGUGUCUCUGGCUAUCUUUGUCAUCUGCUCUGUGCCACUGCAUGUGAGCAGGACCAUAGGAGUGAUUGUAAAGUAUUACAACCUGUCCUGUGAGCGCCUGCACCAGGUGGAAAUUGUGUAUUAUGCCUCUUGGCUUUUCACCAUGGUGAACUGCUGUCUCAAUCCCUUGAUCUACAACUUCGCUAGUGAGAAGUUUAAUGAGUCCUUCUCAAAGUCCCUGAGAAAAUUCUGGCUCUUAAAGUGAAUUGGCAGGAUUCAGGGCCCAUGCUAGCACUUCCAGGGGGUGUCAUAAACAGGUAGUUAAGGGUUAAUGUCUCUUUUACCUGUAAAGGGUUAACAAACAGGGAACAAAACACCUGACCAGGGGACCAAUCAGGAGACAAGAUACUUUCAAAUCUCGGUGGAGGGAAGCCUUUGUUUGUGUUUUUUGGGUUUGGUUUUGUUCUCUCUGGGAUCUGAGAGUGACCGGACGUACUACAGGCUCUAAUUUUCUAUUCAAGUAGUAA
Gopherus flavomarginatus (Mexican gopher tortoise) is the source of this 1931-nucleotide messenger RNA. Its product is annotated as P2Y purinoceptor 4-like. The coding region runs from base 701 to 1669 and encodes 322 amino acids. The record is from RefSeq and is a predicted model, not a curated record. Gene Ontology annotation, cellular component: plasma membrane. Gene Ontology annotation, molecular function: G protein-coupled receptor activity. The transcript is spliced from 2 exons. Lineage: Eukaryota; Metazoa; Chordata; Testudines; Testudinidae. Gene Ontology annotation, biological process: G protein-coupled receptor signaling pathway.